Molecule: messenger RNA, 4453 nt
Organism: Chelonia mydas (Green sea turtle)
Lineage: Eukaryota; Metazoa; Chordata; Testudines; Cheloniidae
Gene: USP12
Product: ubiquitin specific peptidase 12
Exons: 12
Coding region: 343-1770 (475 amino acids)
Biological process (GO): protein deubiquitination
Cellular component (GO): cytosol; nucleus
Molecular function (GO): cysteine-type deubiquitinase activity; cysteine-type endopeptidase activity
Source: RefSeq, a predicted model, not a curated record
CUGUGCCCGCGCGCGGGGCGGGGAGGAGGAGGGUUUCGCGCUCUAGACUCUGCCUCUCGGAGCCGCGCGCCCGGCGGUUGGGGCGGCGGGUCUGGCGCGCGGGGUACGUGUCCCGCUGCAGCGGCUGGUGGGGGCUGCCCCCUCCCCGGCUCGGCGCUGUGAGUGGGCGGAAGAUGGCGCUGGGCGGAUGGAAAUCCUAAUGACGGUCUCCAAAAUCGCCUCUAUCUGUACCAUGGAAAUGGGCAGAGCAUCCAUGAGAUGCUGGUGGAUGUUUUGAUGGCAUUUUCUGACCUACUGAAGGCACCUCUCAGCGGAGGAGGAGAAUGAGAUGCUAACUGGCUAAUGCUGCUCACAACUCUCAGUAUAGCUGCUGAUGUCCUCUGUGUAGACCAGUGCUUCCUGAGCAGGAUCACAAGUACAGACUGGUGGGAUCGUAUCGUCAUGUGGACCUGGGAUGAUCAGCAGUGGCUCCAGAAGUUUUGCAUGAAGAAAGUGACGUUUCUGGAGGAGACCCCACCCUUGUGUUAUGAGAUUGUACCUGAUUUCAGAAGCCCUGGCAAAGGAAGAUUUAAUUACACUCUCAAUAGGUACAGAAUGGUGGCUGAAUGCGCAUUUGGCCAAUUAAAAUCUUGCUGGUGCUGUUUACGGAACCGUUUGGAUGGCGCCAAUGCCUCAGCUUUAGAGAAAGAGAUUGGUCCGGAACAGUUUCCAGUCAAUGAGCACUAUUUUGGUUUAGUUAACUUUGGGAACACAUGCUACUGCAAUUCAGUUCUUCAGGCACUUUAUUUUUGUCGACCAUUUCGAGAAAAAGUCCUAGCAUACAAGAGUCAACCCAGAAAAAAAGAGACCCUCCUUACAUGCUUAGCUGAUCUCUUCCACAGCAUAGCUACACAGAAGAAAAAAGUUGGAGUAAUACCUCCGAAGAAGUUUAUAACAAGAUUACGAAAAGAAAAUGAGCUCUUUGACAACUACAUGCAGCAGGAUGCGCAUGAGUUCUUAAACUAUCUUUUAAACACAAUUGCUGAUAUUUUACAAGAAGAGAGAAAACAGGAAAAACAAAAUGGCCGUCUACCUAAUGGCAGUAUUGACAACGAAAACAAUAACAGCACACCAGACCCAACCUGGGUUCAUGAGAUCUUUCAGGGAACAUUAACUAAUGAAACCAGAUGUCUUACUUGUGAAACUAUAAGCAGCAAAGAUGAAGAUUUUUUAGACCUUUCUGUUGAUGUAGAGCAAAAUACAUCAAUUACUCACUGCUUAAGGGGUUUCAGCAAUACAGAAACUCUGUGCAGUGAAUACAAAUAUUACUGUGAAGAAUGUCGCAGUAAACAGGAAGCACAUAAAAGGAAGUACCAAGAAGUAACAACAACAACACAAGUAUGUGUUGGGAGGAUGAAAGUAAAAAAACUGCCUAUGAUUCUAGCUCUCCAUCUGAAGAGAUUUAAAUACAUGGAUCAGCUACAUCGAUAUACAAAACUCUCUUAUAGAGUAGUGUUUCCUUUAGAACUUAGACUUUUUAACACUUCGGGAGAUGCCACCAAUCCUGACAGAAUGUACGACCUUGUUGCUGUAGUAGUUCAUUGUGGGAGUGGCCCUAAUCGAGGACAUUAUAUUGCAAUAGUGAAGAGUCAUGAUUUUUGGUUGCUCUUUGAUGAUGAUAUUGUAGAGAAAAUAGAUGCACAAGCUAUUGAAGAAUUCUAUGGGUUGACAUCAGACAUUUCAAAGAACUCUGAGUCUGGUUACAUUCUCUUCUAUCAGUCUCGGGAUUGAAUAGGAACUGUGGUGAAGAGAGAUUUUAUGCCUCGUUUCUUCUCUGGCUAUGAUGGAAUGGAGCAAGCACUGAUUUAAAAAAUGGAAUGCAGGGAGCUCCAGGGACAGUAGCGCAGUUUGCACACAACAAAGGAAAGUUUGGAUUUUUUUUUUUUUAAACCCUUCAUAUCAAGUUCAUUUUAUUUACUCAGGUAUCAUGCUGACUACACAAUUCUUCUACAACUGCAAAGAGAAAAGAGAGAUACCCGCCACUCUUGUAGGAGCAACCUUCCAACAGUGAACACAUUUUCUCUUUUUAAAGUCCUGAGUCAGGGCCCCUUAAAAUCAAUGGAAAGACUCCCAUUGACUUCACUGGGGUUUGGUUCAAGGCUAAUUGCAACAAUCUGGCAGUACAAUAGAAGCAAUAUAAAUCUGGUAUUUUAUACUGAUUUCUUAUUUGAAAAGACAGAAUUCUUUGUGCAGUAAUUUGCCUGUGUUCAAUUAUGAAAGAAUAUGGUGGACAGGUUUUUUUGGUUUUUUUUUUUCCUGGGUUCUUUAAUAUAUAAAUAACAAAUAUACUUGGGACAACACAGUUGCCUUCUUGACCGUAAUAGAUUAACAGAAAAUAUAAACUAGUGUCAAGGAGGCCAAGUAUGUUUUGCUUCUCUGAAGAAGCUUACAUUAUAGUAAUAUAUACCUAUGCUGUCGGGAACAAUCAGUAAAAAUUAUGGCUUUUAAUCUCCCUAUGGAGAAAGAUGGGGUGGUUAAUAAUAGUUUAUUUUUAUUUAUGAAUUACUAUAACUACUAGGGUCCUAUGUAUUGUCUUUGAGCAUAACAAAUCUUGAACAUAAUUUUAUAUAUAUAUAUUUGAAUUAGAUUUACUUGUUCCAUUUAAAUGGGUUUUUUUUUUAGGAAAGACAGAUUCUAAAUAAAAUGCAUAAAAUGUCUUUUACCCCUUCUGUUUUACCAAUUUUGUAUUCUCUCUUUCAGGAGGAACUGGUAUCUGGCUCAAUGUCUUUCAUAUUUAAUUUAAUAAUUAAACAAUGAAUCUGUUUUUACUCUGAUGAAAAAGCCAAGCCGUAAAAUGUUUCCUGUAGCUGUCUGAAUGAUGAUUGUAAGAAUGCUUACUAUAGUGAAAUGCUGGUGGUGUACUCCAAUCCUUACUGUUCUUUAUUCAUUAAGGGUCCAUACUCUAAAUAAUUUGUUAGAAAAACCUGGAUCAAAAUAAACAGUUUUCAGAAUAUCAUUCCCUUCUCAGAAAAUUGAUCCAUUCAGACUCCCAAGAGCCUGGGUGACUUUCAAAAAACUCUCUAAAUAUGAAAUGAAGUUGAUAAUAAAUGAAAUAAUCUAGGAAUGUAAAAGGAGUUCAGUGUUUUGAGAUUUUUUUCAAGUCAUAUGAGGUGAAUUUUCUGAAAUUAAAGUUUACCUUGCUUUGGGUUUAUGAAACAGCAUUAAGAUUUAAAUAAUAGCACCACCAAGUAAUAGAUGUAAUAAGAAAUAUGUGAAAUGUUUUGAUUUGAUACUUUUCCAUGCAUUAGUUUGUUGUCUGACAGUGGCUGAAUGUAAUUUCUGGAAAAUGAUGGAAUACAUAUUUCAGAUUAUGCCUAUCAGGUCUUGGAUGUCCUUGUCAUCCCAUUUCAGAUAGUGAUUUUUACUUUAUUGUAAUUUUCUAAGGUUAUUUUAUUGAUACUGUUGAAACCUUUAAAAAGAAUGUCUCCUGUCUGCUGCUAUAACUAAUAUAUUUACUUACCUGUAUUUUUAUCUCAGGAAAAGACUUCACCUAUUCAUUCAGUUGAACAAAUCUUGAACAGGGUCACUAAGUAAAUUGGGCUAUUUAACAUAUAUGAAAGAAAAUUCUUGUCGUAUUAUAACAGAUUGCUUUUAUAAAUGCAAGGUUUCUGAAACCUUGGUUUGGCUAAAAUUCUUUUGUAUAAAUUAUGUAGCUUGGCUAAACUACCAGCAUUGCAAAGAAAAGCAUCGCAAAUAUUUUGGGAGAGACAUAAAAAAUAUAAUGAAUUGGAUAUUUUUAAGGGCUUAUACCAAAUUAUUUUAGAACCUAAAUCUGUUUUUCCAGGUUUCAGUGGGAAAAGAGUGAGGGGUGAAUCAGUUGGACCAUAGUACAUGCCAGAAAGAUGAAGUCCCUUGCAUUAAAUGUACAGCUUUGUAAAACCAUUGUCGCAUUAGUUUUUGUUAACUGAUAAAAGUUUGCUCAGUCAUUUUACAGUUUUAAAAAAUGUAUGUAGUUAAAAGCCAAGCUGAGUUGCUAAACAUAUUUUAUACAGUAGCAAAAUUUAAAGCAUUUUUGUUUCACUGGUAGCCACAGGAUAUUUUGCUUUACUCCUGCAACAUAUUUUUAUAAAAUGGUGAUUUAUUUUGGAUAGGGUUUUUUGAGAUAGUGGUUCCAAAUGAUACAUUUAAUUUCACUUCUAGUGCAACUGAAAAAUAUAAGUAAAUUCUUGGUAAAAUUGAUACCAGAAACUACAGGCAGAGGAAAUACAAAAUGUAACUGACCAAUAUAAAAAGCAUUAGAGGAUUAUCUCUUGAUUGUAAUUGCAAUGGGGAGUGUGAGAAGAAUCUUCACUUGUAAAUGAUGGAAAUGAUUUCUGUGUAACUAUGUAAAUGUUAAUUGGGAUGACAGGUCCCCUAUUUUGUAUAUUGGAGCAAAAACGUCUAUUAAAUAAUAAAAUAUGUUCUCUGAAGGUAA